AAUAUGACAACUCACAACAAGUUAAGAGUUCCUUCUACAAAUGAAAUAGAUAGGACCAUUACAUAGCCUACAAAGAACCAAAAAUGAAAAAGAUAGUAAACAAAACACCACACGUUUUCUAGUAUCAUAAGUCAUCACUAUGAUUCUUCCAACACAAGUUCCUAUAACGUGAAAGAAUUAACCUUGACAUAGUUUCUUAUAUAGCUAUAGUCAUUCUAUAUAUAUAGAUAUUCUGCAGCCAAUUCAGUUUCACCAAGUUUUUUAUUAUGAUGGAGGAGAGAGAGAAUAUUCUUCAUGAAGGUGUUGAAUUGGAGACAUCAUCAUCUUUGAAUUCAAGGAAGAAAAACAAGAAGGUGGAGAAUAAAAGAAGGUUUAGUGAUGAACAGAUAAGGUCACUGGAAUGUAUAUUUGAGUCAGAAUCAAAGUUGGAGCCAAGGAAGAAGAUGCAGCUUGCAAGAGAUCUUGGUUUGCAGCCUAGACAAGUUGCUAUAUGGUUUCAAAAUAGAAGAGCUAGGUGGAAAUCAAAGAGGAUUGAACAAGAGUAUAGAAAACUUAAAGUUGAAUAUGAUACUUUAGCUUUGAAGUUUCAGUCUCUUAAGGAAGAGAAAGAGUCUUUGCAAUCAGAGGUUCAGAAGCUAAGUUAUAUGGUGGAAACAUCUCAUGAAGGUGGAAGGGAAGGUAAGGAGAAUAGUACAGAAGAUGGUGGAUCAGGAAAUGGAUAUAGAAACUGUAUAGCUGAAACAAAGGAAAGGUUUUCAAAUGAGGGUUUGGAGGACAGAAUGGUAAUUUACUCAGAUGAUCAAGAUGAAAGAGGUUUAACAAGGACUGAGAAAGUUGAUGACAGAGAGAAUCAGGUUUUGAGAAAUGAAGAAAUUCCUUUGACAGCACUUGAAAAAUGGUACAAUGUUGAUCCAAGUGUUAUCUUAGACCAGUCAUGCAGUAGUUCUCAAUGGUUGGAUUUUUGGACUUAGAACAAAAUUGCAUUGCACCAUGUUCUUCUAUGUUGCAAUGUUUUGUGUUUGAUAGAAGAAAGAACAAAGAAUGGCUCAAAAAAACAUGCAUGUUCAAGAAGAAUGUCUCCAAUCUCAAAAAUGAAGAAGUUUUGUAGGCUUUAGAGAAUUAUGAUAGCCUCAUACAGUUUUCAUUUGUUUAGAGAUUUGGAAGAAGAUGAAGAUGAUGAAGAAAUAAUGUAAAAAUUCUCUGUUUUUAUGCAAUGCACAUGCUUGCAUGAAUUUUCCAACCAUUUGCUUGUGUCAGUGUGAGCGUGUGUUUUUCCUUUCUGGUUUUCUAAUCUUAGAUUUGUCUUUUUUUUUAUAACUUUAGAUAUCACCUUGUUGAUUUGUAUGAUCAUUGUAACUUAUGACUUGGAUACACAUAUGACAUAGGUUCAAAAUAAAUAUUGCUUGACUUUAUGAAGAAA
Molecule: messenger RNA, 1420 nt
Organism: Vicia villosa (hairy vetch)
Lineage: Eukaryota; Viridiplantae; Streptophyta; Magnoliopsida; Fabales; Fabaceae
Product: homeobox-leucine zipper protein ATHB-12-like
Exons: 2
Coding region: 267-971 (234 amino acids)
Biological process (GO): positive regulation of DNA-templated transcription
Cellular component (GO): nucleus
Molecular function (GO): sequence-specific DNA binding; DNA-binding transcription factor activity, RNA polymerase II-specific
Source: RefSeq, a predicted model, not a curated record